Microthlaspi erraticum is the source of this 267-nucleotide messenger RNA. Lineage: Eukaryota; Viridiplantae; Streptophyta; Magnoliopsida; Brassicales; Brassicaceae. The record is from the annotation of a GenBank genome assembly.
AUGUUGAACGACGUUAAACUCGCACGAGUGGGACCAAACCGUCACGAUUCGAGGAUUACUGUUAAAGUGUUAAAGAUCUGGGAUACAAUUCAUGUCGACACCGGUGAAGGGCUCAGUUUCCUCUUUCUCGAUGACGAGGAACGAAGAUGCAUGCAUUGGUGGAAAGAAAAGAUCAGCAUAGGAGAUUUAGGAGACUACUUCAUGAAGAAGAGUGGAAGACCAUAUCUGGUUUCAAAGUUCGUACAUUUACUCCUAGAAUUCGUUUGA